GGAUAAUUGACAAUACGUCAUUUUUUUCUCGUGAAAGUUUUCAAGUUUUUCAAUAGAAAAUCCGAUUUAAAAAUAUGGAGAUGGAGACUCUGGAGGUCAAAUUAUUGAUACCCCAGCGUCCCCGAUGAUGCAUGGGGGAGUCAGAAGGAGAGACCAGAAAUUACCAUGAAAUCAAAGGAAUUGAUGACACCAGCUGUAGCAGACGAAAAGGACAGCGCCAGACCCUGAUCAUCGAAAGCCAUUCCCAGCAAAUAAAGGAGCUGACUGAGACCAUGAAAUCAAAGGAAUUGAUGACACCAGCUGUAGCAGACGAAAAGGACAGAACCAUCCAGCGCCAGACCCUGAUCAUCGAAAGCCAGGCCCAGCAAAUAAAGGAGCUGACUGAGACAGUUAGGGACCAAAACAGUAAAAUAGACUGCCUGACCACCCAGGUAACACAAUAAUGCAAAUUUUAAUUCUAAAUCCUACAAGGCUGUCAAUUUAAAUAGACCUCUUGAAAAUUUAACUGACGUGACAUCGACCGACGAUGAAAUAAAGAAUGACGGCCAGUCUAGGAAAAGACGCAUCGACAAAACGAACAAAACUGAGAAGACGGAUGACUUCCCACCUCUUCCAAAAGCAAAAUCAAAAUUCAAGUUGACAGUCCCCUCAAAACCUUCUGCUUCAUUAACCGCAAUGUUUUCGGAACAGGAGAUCAAAGGGGAAUUAGAACAGAGGGGAUAUACUCCUCUCCAAAUUAUCCGACUCAAACGCAGUGGCGGCGCACCC
This is a messenger RNA of Acanthoscelides obtectus, 768 nucleotides long. The record is from the annotation of a GenBank genome assembly. Lineage: Eukaryota; Metazoa; Arthropoda; Insecta; Coleoptera; Chrysomelidae.